This is a messenger RNA of Alternaria arborescens, 303 nucleotides long. RefSeq lists its product as hypothetical. NCBI's taxonomy places the organism in Eukaryota, Fungi, Ascomycota, Dothideomycetes, Pleosporales, Pleosporaceae. The record is from RefSeq and is a predicted model, not a curated record. The coding region runs from base 1 to 303 and encodes 100 amino acids. Gene Ontology annotation, molecular function: beta-glucosidase activity. The transcript is spliced from 2 exons. Gene Ontology annotation, biological process: glucan catabolic process.
AUGAGUGCGAAGGUUGAAACUGUCCUCCAGUCCUUGACACUAGAGGAGAAGAUAUCACUCCUUGCUGGGAAGGACUUUUGGGAGACAGUACCUAUACCGGAUAAGGGUGUCCCCGCCAUUAAGACGUCUGAUGGACCCAACGGUGCCCGAGGUGAAGUAUUCACAGGAGGCACACGAGCUGCAUGUUUUCCUGCAGCAGUAUGUUCAGCCGCGACAUGGGAUCCUGCAAACGCAAAGCGCAUAGGUCAUGCUUUGGCAGAGGAGACCAAGACCAAGAGUGCUCGAGUGCUGCAAGUCUGCUGA